AUGUCCAAGUUCCUUCUUGCGAAAUCGCCCCUGGCAAAGAAAGGGGCUUCAGAGCGGAUGAAAGACAGUGGUCCCGUAAGCUGGGUGCUGCUUAAGAUAGACAAGGACAUGAACAAGAGCCCGUCUGAUCAGAAGAGGCUCGCAACAACCCGUCAACAGGUCCGCCAGGUCAAGACAGCCAGUCCUCUUCGCGAGUUAGAAUGUGGCAGAAAUGAGAGAGACUCGUGGGGUCAGUCCCAGCCAAGAUUAAAGAGUCUGAUACAGAAACGUGACUUUGGAACCUUGGUUUCCAGAAUGAAGACCAGACAAGGGGCGGGAGCGUGCCCCCAGACUGGAACACAGAUUUCCAAGAGCACGGAGCUUUUCAACCAGCAGCAUGGGGCCUCAAGCUUGGCUCUUGGUAUCCAAUCUCAGUUUAAAUCUAACAAAUCUAAAAUCUCAAUCAAGAUUGAGACAGUAUUCGGGUUUAGUCAGGGAACUAAAAACAGAUCCAGUCGCGAGAUUUCCAAGAUUGAGGGUGGUGAAGGAAUUAUUGCUGUUGUCAAGAUGAGCUUGACGAGGCCACUCCUUGCGUCAUCACAGAAGGAUGCGCCAAUUGGAUUGAAUGAGGUGGGAAUGACGGUGAUGCUCCGUUCCAAGUGUCCACUCACUUGCUUUACUGGCUCCUGCUGGAAAUGGGGUGUGGAGACAGAGAAAAUGCUAGCACGUCUUGCAUUCGCACAGUGUUGGAAGCUGGUUAUCUCAUUUCAUGAUUUGGACCCAUCCUUGGAAAAAAUUCAAUGCUGCGUUUCUAAUCAGUGA
Messenger RNA from Fusarium oxysporum Fo47, 801 nucleotides. RefSeq lists its product as uncharacterized. NCBI's taxonomy places the organism in Eukaryota, Fungi, Ascomycota, Sordariomycetes, Hypocreales, Nectriaceae. The record is from RefSeq and is a predicted model, not a curated record. The transcript has 3 exons. Bases 1 to 801 code for a protein of 266 amino acids.